AGCUUAGUUAGAUCCACAUGAUCCGACAAGUACUGGUCAAUGGAAUUAUCUUAGCCAUUGCCUUGCGGUAGUGAAACCAUGGUUUGAAGCUGCAGCUUAUUCCGAUUCUCCAAGCAACGAAGUUGACCGAGGAAAGAGAGGGCCUGUCAGAAAGCAGCAAAGUUGAGGAAGACGAGACAAGUUUCCUGUCCUCGAAACUCCAUGGCUGCAUGAAGGUCUUUCAGUUUCAACAGGAUAGGAUUGCUUCAUAAUCUUAACUCACAAGUUUCUGAUGAUAUUGCCAAGCUCAUCCAUCAUUUUUCAUGGUGACAGGAACAUUCACCCUCUGUUACUGCUUGCUGUUCCCGGAUCAACAUUCCCUCGCUCAUCAGAAGAAUCAUUUCUGGUUCAGUUGAUGUGACCAUGCUACAUACACUCCCAAGAACUGCCCUGCAAAUGGUGUCACCACCCACUGGUACUCGAAAUAAAUACAAAGAAGAAUGGACCAAUAGGAGAUGAGGAAGAUGAAAGGAACACAAUCUGAUUGACCCAGUAUGACAGCAGCGGAAGGACCACACUCCCAUCAGCAUUUUGACUCAACCAAAGAAGAAUGGACCAAUAGGAGAUGAGGAAGAUGAAAGGAACCCAAUCUGAUUGGUCCAGUAUGACGGCAACGGAAGGAUCACACUCCAUCCUAAGCAUUUUGACUCAACCCCUGCUCACUAGUUUCAUCUUUUCUUAAUAGAUUUAGCUUCAUUUCCGAGUGAAGACACAUCAACAGCCAAUCACCAUGAGAAGUUCUUGGAGGACAUGUUAUUUUUCUUCGAAGGAAACAUUGAGAUGUGUUCUUGUUUGAUUCAACAAAUGGAGAUUGCUAAACAUUUUGUGCUAACUUGACUGACAAAUGUCACUCAGAAGCUGUCAGGAAUUGUGCUUUCAGAAAGUUUUGGUGUCAAUUCUUCAUGCGAUUUCCAUGGUUUUUUAUCUUUCAUGUUUGUUCAUUGUUCCACAGGGUUGGGGAAAGCUCACUACAUGGGUUCUUCUUGAACUCUGCACCACAAUCUAACUAUAAUUCAAAUCGGUCUUUAGAUUUGAUUCCGCCGACAAAGAUUUCAACUCAAUAUAAGACGUUUUGACUUACCACCUGAACUCAACUCCCAUUUCUUUUUCUGGUCACCUUCCCCAUAUUGUCUUCCCCUUCUUCUCUCUAUAUACGCAUCAAGUUGCAGUCUUGGAGCGAGAUUCUGCACCAUUCCAAGUGUUUCUCGUCACAGGAAUGGAGGCUUCCACUGAUGAUGAUCGACUGGGCUUCGGGAAGAUGGGACAUGGGUGCAAGCAUUACAGGAGGCGGUGCAAGGUUCGAGCUUCCUGCUACAAUGGGAUCUUCUCCUGCCGCCACUGUCACGACGAGUCCACGGUGGCAAAAUCUUUUGGUGAUUGGAAUCAGAAGGAUCGGCAUGAGAUCUGCCGCUUCGAUGUGGAAAGGGUGAUCUGUUCGAUUUGUGACACAGUGCAAACGGUCGCACAGAUUUGCUCGAAUUGUGGGGUCAACAUGGGCGAAUAUUUCUGUGGAGUGUGCGGAUUUUACGAUGACGAUAUUGAGAAAGCACAGUACCAGUGCAGUGAUUGCGGUAUCUGCAGAGUUGGUGGCGGAGAGACCUUCUUCCAUUGCCAGAAAUGUGGAUCCUGCUACUCUGUACACUUGUUUAACAAGCAUUCAUGUCUGGAGAACUCAAUGAGACACCAUUGCUCCAUCUGUUAUGAGUAUCUCUUUGACUCCAUGAAUGAAACAACAGUGAUGAAAUGUGGGCACACAAUGCAUACAGAAUGUCUCCAUGGAAUGUUGAAGCAUGAAAACCAUUUUUGGGGUGUCUUGGGAUACAGAUACGGUUGUCCAAUAUGCUCCAAGUCAUUGAUUGACAUGACAAAAGUCUGUAGGAAGUUGGAUGAGGAGAUAGAAGAAAUAGAAAUGCCUGAGGAUUAUAGAUCAAGAAAGGUGUGGAUCCUCUGCAACCACUGCAAUGACAUUACUGAAGUCUUCUUCCACAUUAUUGGCCACAAAUGCUGUCACUGCCAAUCCUACAACACUUGCAUGAUUGCUCCCCCUGUAAUCCAUCAAUGACUGGGCUCUGCUCUGAAACAUUUAGGAUUGAUGAGCAACUCAAAUGCCUCUGGUGGUGUCUCCUUUCUGAUUCCAAGCUUAAUUGAUGUAUACAUACAAAAUGUUUUGGAUCUCCUGGACUAGAUUUGGUUGUAACCAUUUAGUGUACUUAGUACAUUUGGAUUA
Molecule: messenger RNA, 2266 nt
Organism: Musa acuminata subsp. malaccensis (wild Malaysian banana)
Lineage: Eukaryota; Viridiplantae; Streptophyta; Magnoliopsida; Zingiberales; Musaceae
Source: RefSeq, a predicted model, not a curated record